Messenger RNA from Owenia fusiformis, 1454 nucleotides. The record is from the annotation of a GenBank genome assembly. Lineage: Eukaryota; Metazoa; Annelida; Polychaeta; Sabellida; Oweniidae.
CAAUGUGAAUGAGACAGGUCCAAGACAAGGUCAUGAAUGUGUGUUAAUUGGUCCAUCUUCUCUCUCCCUGGAUAAUGUGGAUAUGGUCAUAAAAAUGAAUAUGACAGGACCACAUAAGCCAGGAGCCAUCAGGAUUACCAUAGUCUGCUCUGACUUAGCCAUCCCCAGUUAUUCUAUAACAAGGGAAUUCACGCUAUAUGUACUUGAGUCAGAAAACACUCCUAGAGGAAUACUUUUUAAUGGAAAUGGAUUUGUGAAAGAAAAUAUUGAAGGUGCAUUCUUGGGAAAUGUUAGCAUCGUUGACCUUGUUUCGGGCAUGGUGCUUAAACAGGAUUAUAGGUUUAGCAUAACCGAUGACACCUUGCCAUUUACAAUGGACGAACAUACCUUGAAAACUAAAGAAGGAUUAGACUAUGAACAAGAGCGAAUUUGGUUUAUCGUUAUACAAACCACUUUGCUUAAUGAUGAAGUUAUUCAGGAAGACGUUAUGAUCCAUGUACUGGACACUAACGAUGCAUCGACUGCAAUAGGACUCUAUCAUCCAGCGAUCAUUUACGAAAACAGUCCAGAUGGUACGUUUCUGAAUGAGAUGUUUACAGAAGAUCAGGACCUGGGACAAGAUCACGUGUAUACGAUUCUUCACAUUUAUGGGAAAGCAAAGAAUGGAACCAUCUAUCAAAUACAUAUUGAUACACUAAGUAUAGCUGACAAUACAUUGAACAUUGGAACAAAUAACAAGGAAAUCGACUUUGAAGCAUAUGAAUAUAUCACUGUCGAGGUCAAUACAACAGACGUUGGGCAUUUUGAUGGCACUGCUUACUCGUUUAUUGAAAAUAUUACCUUGGAUGUGAUUGAUGUGAACGAGGCGCCCAUUGAUAUAGCAACGAACAUCACAGAGGUUAACGAAAAUAUUACACUAGGUACGAUAAUUGGGGAACUGACAAUUGAAGAUCCGGAUAUCAAUGACGAUCAUACUUGUAAUAUUACGACUGCUUCCAAUUUUAAGAUCGUGGACAAGACUAUGAUACAAGUUUGGAGGGAACUCGACUUUGAAAUGUCACAAGUUGAAAUGUUUAUUGUGAUUUGUUUCGAUUUUGGAGGACUGUCAAUGGACAAAGUACUACAGAUUAAUGUAUUUGACAUCAACGAACCUCCGUUCAACAUAACACUGUCAAACAGUAACAUAGAUGAAAAUAACAUGCCAGGGCAAACUGUUGGUGAAUUGAAAGCAAUGGACUUUGAAAAUUCCAUGGUCAUGUUUAUGGUUGCAUCAGAGGGUCAUUUUGCAAUAGUUGGUGAUGGAACCCUUGUUGCUAAUGAGACACUUCAUCACAACAAAGCACCUGGGUACAACAUAAAUGUCACGGCAAUUGACCAUCUUGGACUAAGCACAUCAAAGAACUUUUACAUAAAGGUGAACGCUAUCGACCUACCUCCAAAAGGAAUUCUUCUAU